CUACUGUCGUUUACAUAACCAGCAACACCAGACUGCUUUUCUUGCGACUACCGGUACCAAAUCCUGACCCUUAUACUAGCACCUGACAGCCUCCGGGUUUUUGGCCCAGACUAUUAGGUACUAUCUAUAAUACUACUGAAGGAAAGCCUUAAAUUUGUGAAACUCGCGAGUCAACUUAUGUAGGUUCCAAGUCGACAGCUUUUCCUGCCUUUUCCAGCGUGGGCAUGGCUCCCGCUCAGAGGUCAUUACGUUACAGUGACGACGGAAAUAGUGGAUAUGAAUAUGAUUUCGAGGACGAUGGCGACGAGGUAGACGUCGAUGCGGGGCAGGGCGACUAUGACUAUACCGACGGGGCGGACAACGAAGUUACCGAAGGGACUGCCACCCGGAGCUUCAACGACGUUGAUGUACCGCUACAUGCACAGCAAGCAACAAGCCCGGAGCCGCCAGCAAUACAGCUGGCUGACCAACCCCACACGUCGAGCCCGGAGGCGCGCAGCAAAACACCUACUGGUGACGCUGUAACGGUCAGUCAGUCGCCCUCGUCGCCACUCGCCACCCACCGAUCAGACUCAGCACCCCCAGCAGAUGCGCCAGCUGAGGGUUGCCCGAGCCCCAAAUCCCCGCAGCCGGCUCUGCCGCCGCUGAGUCACACACUCUCUCCCUUCCUCCUCCGCUCCGCCCCCGCUGCCCACCCUGCUGUGGCCGCAGCAGCUGCACCCGUUCCGCCUCUGCCACCUCGACUGCCAGCCGCCUCCAGCUCAGCACCGCCCCACGUGCCCACCAUACCCCCCUCCACACUCCUUCCCUCCACCGCUGUCGCCACCGCUGCCGCCAUUGCGGCACCUAGCGCCGCUCUUGCUCCCAUAUCUGCCCCCAGCCCCUACCAGCACCCGCCCGCGUUCGCCCAUGCAGCCGCACCAGCGUCGCCAUCCCAGCCAUCCCCGCCGCCCAGCCAUUCCCAACAACAACAACAACAACCCCACAACGCCGCCGCCUCCUUCGCCGCUAGCCCCUCACCCCUCCAACAACACCCUCCAGCACACCACCAUCUCCACCAACAGCACCCCCACCCCCACCACUACCACCACCAGAACCAAAACAGCAAUCCCUACCACCAGCAUUCCCAGCACCAGCAGCAGCUAGCAGCUGCCAUUCGUGACAGUGUGGACACCCUGCGUGCCUCGGAGCAGGUACGGCAGCUGCAGGCGGCGGUGGAGACGCUGACGGGGCAGCUGGUGGUUUCGGAGCGCGCUCGCGCGGGCGCCGAGGGGGCGCUUGUGGAGCUGAGCGGGCGCAUGCAGGAGCAAGAGCGGCGGGCGCAGGAGGCGGAGGCGAGGAUGACGGAGGCAUGGGAGGCCAAGCUGCUCGAUAAGCAGCGGGAGGUGCAGCAGCUGCGCACGCGGGUGCAGCAGCUGGAGACGCAGGGAAUUAAGGGCCGCCUGGCUGCCGCCAGCGCCUCCACGCCCCGGGGCAGCCACCAGGGCACCUCCUCCUCUUCCGCAGCAGCAGCGGGCAAGGAGGGGGCAGCGGGCGGCGGCGCUGCUGCCUGCAUCAGCCCCGAGGAGGCCGCCACCCUGCGCAAGGAGCUGGAGCAGACGGAGCUGCUCAUCCGGGGGUACCAGCUGGAGAACGAGGCGGCCACCAGGAGAAUCAAGGAGCUGGAAGAGUCCCUGGCGGCCGCCGAGUCGCGCACCGCCGCGGAGGUGAUCCGAACGGAGCGCGCGGCGCUGCUGGCUCGCGACGAGAGCGGGCGGCGCAACGCCGACGUGGCGACCAAGCUGGCCCGCGUGCUGGCGCUGGAGAAGGAGCUGGAGGGCGUGAAGGAGGAGGCGCAGACGCGCGAAUCGGAGCUGCGCGCGCAGCUGGAGAAGCUGCGGGCGGAGAAGAAGGCGUUGGAAGCCAAGGCGGGGGGCGUGGACCUCAAGGCCAUGGCCGAGGGCGAUGUGCUUGUGAAGCAGCUGCGGGAGGAGAUGGAGGCGGGCCGCCAGGCCACCCAGGCACUCAUACAGGAGAUGCAGGCCAAGCUGUCUUGGUACGCCGAGAAUCAGGAGAUGCUCAACAAGAACGACGCGCUGGUGGCGGAGCAGCGGGACAUCAUACAGCAGCUGCAGGGCAGGCUGGCGCAGUAUGAGGGCCAGGCGCCCAAGGGCCCGGCUGCCAGCCGAGUGGCCGCCGCCAACGCCCGAGUGCGUGAACUGGAGGCGCAGGUGGACCAGCUGCAGAAGGCGCUCCGCAGCCGCGCCCCCGCCAACAGCCUGGCCGCCGUGGUGGCGGCGGCGCGCCCCUCGCCCGAGGAGGGGGCGCUGGUGGCGGAGCUGCGGGAGCAGGUGGAGGCGCUGCAGGCAGAGAUACGCGGCAAGGAUGACGAGUUCGAGCUGCAGCUGCGCACCUACCAGCAGCAGUUCGAGAAGCUCAAGGCGCAGUACUCGGAGCGGGCCGGCAGGCUGGAGGCGGCAACCAAGGUCCGCGGGCGCGUGAAGGACCUGGAGCGGCAGCUGGAGGAGCAGAAGGGCAUCUACAUGCGGAGGGUGCGGGAGCUGGAAGCCAAGCUGAAGGCGGCUCAGGAGCACGGGGCGGUCAUUCCGGCCACUCCGGCACCGCCCGCCUACCAGGCAGCAGCCGGGCCGCCGUCAGUCGCGCAGACGCCCACCAAGGCUGGGGUCGGGGCCGGCGCCGGACCCAUGGGUCAGCCCGGCGCCGGUGCGCAAUCGGUGCAGGGACGUCGUGACGACCUGGUACCGGCGUCGCAGCUCAGGGCUCGCGAGCUGGAGGUGAAGAAGCUGCAGACGGAGCUGGAGCGGCGAGCCAAGCAGGUCUCCGAGCUGCACCUCAAGCUGGGCGAGGCGGAGUCACGCAUCCUGCGCCUCAAUGCGGACCUGCGGCGCUCACAGCAUGCGGGCGCAGCCGGUCAGUCGCCACUUCCCUCCAGGGUACGCCACGACGGUUUAGCUCACGACGACCGACCCGUGGGUCCUUCCCGAGGCCCCGGAGGCUCCACAGACGCAUCCACAGCAGCAGCGGAGGACGGUCGGCGCGUCUCUGCGGACCUUGUGGAGCGGUUGGAGGAGCGCUGCGGCAACCUGACGGUUGAAAACGGGUCGCUGCGGGGCCAGGUGGCGGCGCUGGGACGGCAGGUGGCGGAGCUGCAGCGGGAGCUGGGGGAGGCGCGGGCGGCAGCAGCUUACGCCGGCUCGGACGGCCCCACUGCCGCCGAGGUUUCGGAGCUGCGUCGGCAGCUGGACGCCGCUCAGCUGGCGCUGACGACCGUGCAGCGCUCCGCCACUGAGGCGGUGGAGCGCGGGGCGAUGGCGGCGUCCGAGCACCAGCGGGCCAUGCUGCGGCUGCAUGACGAGGUGGCGUACAAGGAGGGGCUCAAGUGGAAAGAGCGGCUGGCGACACUGGAGCAGGAGCUCCGUGCCGCCCAGCAGCGCUGCGAACAGGCGGAGGGGGAGCUAGCGGUGGCGAGGUCGCGUGGGGCGGGCGCCUGGUCGCCUGAGGCCGCCGCCUUCGCUGCCAUGGAGCGCCGGCUGGACGAGAUGGCGCGGGAGAUGGCGGCGCGUGAGGCCAAGUGGCGGGCCGUGUUGCAGGACACGCAGAGCCUUCACGGCGUGCAGUCCGAUGUGGAGCGGCGCAAAUGGGAGUCUGCUCUGGCCGCCAAGGAGGCGGAGGUGCAGGCUACCCGGGCCGAGCUGCAGUCGCUGCUGCAGGAGGUUGCCCAGGUGCAGGAGCUGCAGGCCAGGGCCGCGGCGGCGCAGCAGCAGCGGCUGGCGGCCAGGGCCCAGCAGCAGCGCUAGAUGUGGUUGGAACGCAUUGCGAAAGCCACGAUGUUGUGAUGUUACAUGCAUGUACGCUACCACGGGGCCCAACUGCCAUGCGGGUGGUGUACACUCCGCCAAACAUCAGUUGGAGAGCACGGAACAUUGCAAGAGGUUCCGGGCGUCGUUAAUGAAUCCGGCAUGCAUGUCAUGCGACAUCUUGGAAAGGAUUGGGCUUGGCAGUCAUGCGCGAUGUACAUAUACAAGGGCCCAUCAGGCGCGGAGGGUUGCAUGCACAUAAGCUGUACAUAGGCCAUGCAGUUAUCCACUGCUUGGUAGCUGCUUUAUAAUGCAGCCACACAAUCCGGCACGUCGUAUACGUGUAAUGUGGUCAUUGCUAGUAGCUUUUGCCACGAGGUCAUGAGGAUCUGGC
This is a messenger RNA of Astrephomene gubernaculifera, 4191 nucleotides long. The record is from the annotation of a GenBank genome assembly. NCBI's taxonomy places the organism in Eukaryota, Viridiplantae, Chlorophyta, Chlorophyceae, Chlamydomonadales, Astrephomenaceae.